Molecule: messenger RNA, 4426 nt
Organism: Corythoichthys intestinalis (scribbled pipefish)
Lineage: Eukaryota; Metazoa; Chordata; Actinopteri; Syngnathiformes; Syngnathidae
Gene: psg4
Product: sialoadhesin
Exons: 10
Coding region: 887-2671 (594 amino acids)
Source: RefSeq, a predicted model, not a curated record
UGGAGUUUGGAGUGUGACUGACUGAGAUUGUGGACAGGUGUAUUUUAUACCGAUAAUGAGUUAAAACAGGUGCCAUUAAUAGAGGUAACGAGUGGAGCCUUGUUAGACCUCGUUAGAAGACGUUAGACCUCUUUGACAGCCAGAAAUCUUGCUUGGUUUUAGGUGACCAAAUACUUAUUUCCCACUCUAAUUUGGAAAUAAAUUAUUUAAAAACCAAACAAUGUGAUUUUCUGUUUUUUUUUCCCCCACAUUCUGUCUCUCAUGGUUGAGGUUUACCCAUGUUGACAAUUACAGCAGACCUGUUAAGUUUCACGAUUUGGUCGGGAGACUCCCGAUUUUGACCCCAAUGCUCACGCCUCACGAUUAGAAAGCCAAAUCUCCCGAUUUUCCAAAAAUGUCAAUUUUUUUUUUUUUUUUACAUUUUUGUUUGUCACCGUUUUGUAACGAUACCAUUCGGCCCGAUUCGGAAAGUGACCAAUAACGAAUAGCCUGGCCGUCUCCGACUUCCCUGCCCUCCCUCCCCUUCAGAGCUGGAAGAGCCCAACCAAACAUCUGACAGGGAGGGAAGAGGCGAAGCACCAUCGACUUCCCAAGAUGCUGGCACUAAUAAACCGGCUUUUAGACUGGUUCAAGUCUUUAUUUUGGAAGUAAGAGAUGGAGCUGACCCUGGUCGGCCUCCAGUAUUCGGGAAAAACGACGUUCGUCAACGUAAUUGCCUCUGACGAAACCCUAAUUGGAGUGAUGGUUGAUGAGAUGAAGAGGCUGCUGAGGAAGCUGAUGUCCAAAUUUGUGCAAAUGGAUGUGAUCAGGAAAGCUGAGGAUAUCCUAGAUGUUGAUUACACGAACAAAGAGAACUGGCAUGACACAGGCAACAUAGCAGUAUCACAUGAUGCCAGACAAUACAUGGAGCAAGUUGAAGACUAUCUCUGAUGCCACCAAAAAGAGUGAUUGUCGCGCGCGCGCGUCAUCGGGGUUGGCAAACAGAAAUCUCCCUAUUUGCAAUUUCUACAACUUAACAGCAGCCUUAUGCGCGGGGCUGCAGGCCUCAACGCUGGAACCCUCCAUACCUAACCGAGUGCUGACUGUGGUGGGCUCAUGUGCUCUCAUCCCCUGCUCCUUCACUUCCCCUUCAACGUCGGGAAGCAAACGCUCUGAGGUGGACGUGCGCUUGCGCCUGCGAGGUCGCCGCCGACUCUCCUUCUUCCCUACUUCCUGUGUGGCCUUCAACAGCGAAGAGGCGGAGGACAUCGACGAUGAUUUCCAAGGACGCGUGUCGCUGUCGGGUUCGGUGACUGAUGGCGACUGCUCAAUGAAGAUGGAAGGGAUCAGCAUGGAGGACGCAAAGACUUAUGAAGUGGCUUUAAAGGGGACUGGAGAAUCUAAUUGGGGGAGGGCUAAAUCUUUCAGUCUGGACGUUGUGGACACCCCCGAUGCUCCUGUUAUCAGCGGCGUGUCGUCAGCAGCGGAGGGUCAGGUGGUCACCUUCAACUGCAGUGUUCGCUUCCAGUGCCCCACCGGGCCCCCGACUUUGCGUUGGAAGUGGGAAAGAGGGGUGCAUCCGGUGGGGGACCAGGAAGUGCGGACCCUCUACGAACAAGAUCGCCAACUGCUGCUGCAGUCAUCGUUCACAUUCAGGGUGACACGGCAGGUGAAGGCGGGACUACGAUGUGAGCUCAGCUACCCCACAGCCAAUUUGGUGGCCGCCGUCAAGGAUCUGCGUGUUACAUUCCCACCAAAAGAGGUGAAAGUGCAGGUGCAGACCCUGACAGUGCAGGAAGGGGGCAGCGUCCUGCUGGCCUGCUCGUGCAAAGCCGACCCGCCGGUGUCCGAGUACCACUGGUCCUACCGCCAGCAUGGGCACACAGUCCACCUACAACAGCGCACGCACAGCAUCCGCCUGUACAACGUGACGCGGGACAUGGCAGUCCACUGCAUGGCCGAAAACUCGGUGGGACGCGCCCAGUCACGGGCCACCGUCCUCAACGUUCAAUAUAAGCCUGUCAUCGAGCGCCACUUGUCAAUUUGCAUGAUGAAUGACGGGGAGCUGAGCUGCGUCUGCUCGGCGCGGUCCAACCCGCGUCCCGCCAUCAGCUGGAGUGUCAAUGGUACCACGCUGCCGAGGGGUUACAAUGCGUCCCUCUCAGCCGACGCCCUCACGGCCACUCUACGGGGUCGCACGGACGGUGGGGAGCAGACGGUCACCUGCUCGGCCCGCAACGUGCUUGGGAACGACUCCAUGAUUCUGUUCCAGCGACAAGGAGAGGGCGACUUCUGGCUUCUGCCAUGGCUCUUGAUCCCUGCCAUCACCGUCAUCUUGUUCACCAUCUCGCUGACCGUGAUCGUUAUCAUCUGCUGCUGUCGAAAGAAGUCGAGCAAACGCAUGCUGAGUGAACGUCUUGCCGGAGUUGGACCCUGCCAGACCCGCAUGCCGGUCUACAUCAACUGCUCGGAGGUCAGUCACGUGUACACCAACGGAAGUUAUCAGCUACUCUACCAGAACUGCACGCCGCGCUUCGUUCGGAACAAACAGGCGCGCCGGAUGGGCAGAAGAGGCGGUGAGAGAAGGCGGGGGGGUCCGCCUGGAGCCGUAGACACUCAUAUCCCUCCUAGAGAGGAGCGCGGUGCCCCUGCUGCUGAUCCAGAAUCAGCCAUCUACUUGGAGAUCCUCUAAAACUCUUCACUGAAGGUUGAUGAUGACCCCCUGACAUUUCUCUGUACUCCAUUUUAUUUAUGUGACAGACGGAAAGCUUUGAUGGCUCCUUUGUCUUCUUUGAUUUGAUCUUGUCUGCUCAUGUGCACACAAAUGGAUUCUUGUGAAGACAUUUUAUGUUCCUCAGGAGGCGGGCAGACAUAAAAAUAACUUUAUUGGAUUUAUGACAAAAGUAGAUUACAUUGAUAUUGCAGUUUUUUGUUGCUUGAACCAAGACCUUGCACCCUUUUUGUAAUAAUCGUAGAAAAGUAAUGGAUGUAAUGAGAUGUAGUUUAGCUUUAAAAUGUCACAUAAAAAGAUAAUUAGUAAUACGAUAAAAACAAGAUUGAGUCAUAACUAAGAGAAGCUAUAAAAGUUGAAUGAAAUUUUAAAUGGCAUGGGAAAAGUUGUCAAAAGUAGGGGAAUCAUUACAAUGAUUGUAAGACAGUGAUCCCUCAUUACUUCGUGCUUCAAACAUCGCGCCCUCAGUCCAUCGCGGAUUUUUUUUCGAUGAAAAAAAAAUGCUGGAUUUUAUAGAGUUGUCCCAUCCGAUCACGUACAGCCUCUCACUCUCCCUCCUAAACUGGUUCUUUCUCACCAGGCAGCUGCAGCUUGUUAAUGUAAACGAUGAGUGACACGGGAGCUGCUUUGAAGUGGCCAGGCAAUUACUUUUCAAAGCCCGCCGUCUUGUUCAACUUUUUAAACGUUGGCUGUAGUCACUGACUCGCUAGGGCAACUCAUUGUGUUGUGUCGUGUGCUGUUCCAAGCAGCUUGAGUUGAUUUGAAAGGACUUACUCAAUGAAGAAUUUAAUAAAGAAUUAUACUUUGGGGAAAAUCAUGUAUUAUAUGUAUCUCUGUCCAAUGCUAAAUCUGAAUAAAUACUCUGAACACCCCCCCCCCAUUUUUUUUUUUUAAUAUAAAUUGGCUACACCUCUACUUCGCGGAUUUUGAUUAUCGGGCGGUGCGGGGGGAGAUGGUCCCCAUCAACCGUGAAAACGAGGGAUCACUACUUGGUUAUUUUGAAGCAAGAAUUUUUUAGUGUUUAAAAUACAAACAAAACAAUAAACGGUUUGAAAUUUCAGAUUUUUCAUGACAAAAUAACCAUGUUUUUUUUUAGUUCACUGCCAAUGACAGUGGCAGACAAUCAAUCCACCUCAACUGGGAUGACUGGCAUUUAGUCAUCAUAUUUAGCUGCCAGGGACGUCAAAGAAUGUCCAAUCUAAUUUCACAAUGGGGGGUGGCUGGCAGCGAUCGAAAAUUCAAUUAAUGAAAAUGAUUCUACAUUUAAGCAAUUUAAUCAAAAGUGACCAGGGAAAUAACUGCAUUGAUUAAUAAAUAAAAGUAUUCUUUCAUACUAAAAAAUACAGGUGUUUUUUUUACUAAUAAUUUAUUAUAACCAGAAAAAGGACAAUAUUGAUUCAGAGAUGAAAAUCAUUGAAAAAAUUUUUUACAUUUUUUUUUUUUUUUACCAAAAUCAAUAAUACAAUAUCAUUUAAAAACAUUUGCUUCAGCUAUUUUUGUUAUGGGCUGUAUACAAACAGCAUAUGAAUAUAAAAUAUGAAGCAAUUUUCCAACACAGCUAGAAAAUGGUUUACCAGAGAACUGAACUGGCACAAAGUACAAUACAGGCACUUUUAUUUUUCCAACUCCUAUACCUUUUUCCAUUUACAUGUAGAUGACAUUUCGAUUCUUUGCAGUGACCUCCUUUAACCUUGGUCUAUAAAACUCCUGUUUUGC